GACACCGACACCGACACGCGCGCAGCAGACCCGCGAGCAUCACCGACAGAGCUUCCCCGCCACGGGAGCUGCAGACCCGACUCUGGGAGACCCUGUACCCCGCAGCGCCUCAGGCCCGCGCGGCCGGAGCAGGGAGGAGGUUCCCAGGCUCCAGCGCUGCCAUGUGAGCUGCAGGGGCGACUCGCACCUGGCGCCGCACCUGGGGCUCCGCGGCCCUCGGGGACAAUGCGCGCCUCCAGCAGUCACCGCGUCCGCACCUGACCAUGGAGUGCGCCCUCCUGUUCGCGUGCGCCCUCCGGGCAGCCGAUCCCGGGCCGCCGUGGGGCCCCGCGGGACUAGGGCGUCUGGCCAAGGCGCUCCAGCUGUGCUGCCUCUGCUGUGCUUCGGUGGCCGUCGCCUUAGCCAGUGACAGCAGCAGCGGUGGCAGCGGAUUAAAUGAUGAUUACGUCUUUGUCACGCCCGUCGAAGUGGAUUCGGGCGGGUCAUAUAUCUCACACGACAUUUUGCACAACAGGAGAAGGCGAUCGGCGCACGGUGCCAGCAGCUCCCUGCACUACCGCUUUUCAGCAUUUGGACAGGAUCUACACUUAGAGCUUAAGCCCUCGGCCAUUUUGAGCAGUCACUUUACAGUCCAGGUACUUGGAAAGGACGGCGCUUCCGAGACUCGGGAACCCGAGGCGCAGCAGUGUUUGUAUCAGGGAUUUAUCAGGAAUGACAGCUCGUCCUCUGUUGCUGUUUCUACGUGUGCCGGCUUGGUAAGUCCGCCCCGGUCUAACGGAGCUCACACUUUUCCCGUUUUGUGUAACUUGAAUGAACAGAUGUCAGCAGCACUAAGCUCUCUUCCAACCAGCUCCACACAUUCACACUGUCAGCUUUGAUACGUAUAAUAUU
Messenger RNA from Myodes glareolus (Bank vole), 891 nucleotides. NCBI's taxonomy places the organism in Eukaryota, Metazoa, Chordata, Mammalia, Rodentia, Cricetidae. The record is from RefSeq and is a predicted model, not a curated record.